Molecule: messenger RNA, 474 nt
Organism: Staurois parvus
Lineage: Eukaryota; Metazoa; Chordata; Amphibia; Anura; Ranidae
Source: the annotation of a GenBank genome assembly
ACAGAUCCCGUCAUCACAACCGAGAGCACGCACAGACCCCGUCAUCACAACCGGGAGCACGCACAGACCCCGUCAUCACAACCGGGAGCACGCACAGACCCCGUCAUCACAACCGGGAGCACGCACAGACCCCGUCAUCACAACCGGGAGCACGCACAGACCCCAUCAUCACAACCGGGAGCACACACAGACCCCGUCAUCACAACCAGGAGCACGCAGAGACCCGACAUUACAACCGGGAGCACACAGGCCCUGCAUCACAACAAUGAGCACACACAGACCUGGCAUCACAACCGGGAGCAUACAGGCCCUGCAUCACAACCGGGAACACACACAGACCCAACAUCACAACCGAGAGCACACACAGACCCAAUAUCACAACCGGGAGCAUACACAGACCCGACAUCACAACCAGGAGCACUCACAGACCCGACAUCACAACCAGGAGCACCCACAGACCCGACAUCACAACCA